AGUCAUUUGUUCUCAUACCGCCAAACUCUCAGAGCUCAGAUACACUAAGCGAGGGCCAUGCAGAUCCAGAUCAAGACGCUCACGGGCCGAAAGCAGACGUUCAACUUUGAGCCGGACAACACGAUCCUGCACGUGAAGCAGGCGCUGCAGGAGAAAGAGGGCAUCCAGGUGGACCAGAUCCGUCUCAUUUACAGCGGCAAGCAGCUGUACGUCCACCUACAAGUGUUGAGAAGGAGGUAAUACUUGCUGACUAUAAUGCCUGUUUGCUGUGGAGCAGAGCGGAUGACAAGACGCUGCAGGACUACAACGUGGCUGCAGGUGGCACCAUUCACAUGGUGCUGCAGUUGCGUGGCGGUUGCUAGACAAGAAGAUGGAAGGCCAAGACAGUUAGAGUAACACGUCACAGCGGUCUCAAUCUCCAGCAAUAAGCGGCUCUAUCAAGUUGCAGCUAAAACACGCCAACAAACGUGGAUUUCGUGUCUCGUUACUGUUUUUUUGUCCGCUUUCUACUGCGCAUUCGUGGUAUUGGCAGCCGUGGCAUUACGAGCGUCGAGCUGCUGUUUGAUCAGCGGCUCCAAUUGUUUCUUUUCAGCAAGUGUCUUCAGCAGCUGGAUGAUGAACGGGAUGUAGUUGUGCUUGCGUCGCUUGUUCUCCAGCGCCCAGUUCUCGCGCUUCUGCUGCUCUGCAGCCAGGUCCGCUUGGAUCUGCGCCGCCUGCUGCUCGCUUCCUCCAGCCUCGAUGAUCGCUUGAAGCUGCUCUUCGUACGUCUGUAUCCGGUUCUUCACCAGCGCUAGCAGAUUAAAGCGGAUCUCCGUGGCCGAGUACUUCUCGAUCCUCUUCUGGAUCACAGGACACGCCACCUGCAGCCACGAGUCGCGGUUCUCAGCAUCUGGCACGUCUCCAAGACAGAUCGGUCCUUCUCUUAGUCCGUCUAGCUCGUAGACCUUGCCGUUCACAGGCACGUAGGCCACAAAGUGGUACACAUCGUCGUCCUCCGUCGCUUUUCUCUCUUCCACGACGAAAGGCUCCGCUCGAGCGAAGGAAUUGUGAGCCAGACGAAUCUUGUCGCUAUUAGAGAUAGCUAAGCCUUUCAAAUCUGAUGGAAAAUCGCUCGUGAAGGCCUUGAAUUCCGACAGCGUCUCGCCUAAUUCCACGUCUUGUGCGUUCAGUAGGAUGGAUAGGAUGGCUUGUGUGGCACAGGCGUUGCUGAUCACUUGCUUGGCGAAGAAGAUUCCGUCGUCCUCGGUGGCAAAGACUGGAGGCUCAGCGUCCUCUCCGUGGUUGGAUUCGUACUUGAAGAGGAACACGAGGCCGUAAACUGGCGACAGGUCGGCGAACUGCUGCUCGUCCAGAGUGUAGAGCUCCUCCACCUGCACGCCUUUGACGCCAAUGUCCUCGAUAAGGGCAGUAAAUACACCUGUAACGGGAGGGUUAGGAUGGAGAUUGGUGGGAGGAGACGGUGGAGAAUAACGUACCGGGGUCGGACUCAAUGGUGCACCACGACAUGAUGAAGAUGUUUUUGCUCAAAAAGAUUCAAGGAUAAAUGUCAUUAAUCGAUUUAGUGACAUCUUCAAUCUCGCAAAAAAUAAUAGA
Molecule: messenger RNA, 1593 nt
Organism: Phytophthora nicotianae INRA-310
Lineage: Eukaryota; Oomycota; Peronosporomycetes; Peronosporales; Peronosporaceae
Exons: 3
Coding region: 58-240 (60 amino acids)
Biological process (GO): modification-dependent protein catabolic process; protein ubiquitination
Cellular component (GO): cytoplasm; nucleus
Molecular function (GO): protein tag activity; ubiquitin protein ligase binding
Source: RefSeq, a predicted model, not a curated record